This is a messenger RNA of Colletotrichum abscissum, 963 nucleotides long. RefSeq lists its product as uncharacterized. The transcript has 2 exons. The coding region runs from base 1 to 963 and encodes 320 amino acids. The record is from RefSeq and is a predicted model, not a curated record. NCBI's taxonomy places the organism in Eukaryota, Fungi, Ascomycota, Sordariomycetes, Glomerellales, Glomerellaceae.
AUGGAAGCGGAAAAGGAGAGGAACCGCAUCCGGGAUAACCAGCGCCGUUCGAGGGCUCGGAAGAAAGAGUACGUUCAAGAGAUUGAGCAACGUCUUCGGCAAUGUCAACUUCAAGGAGUCGAGGCUUCUGCUGAAGUACAGCAGGCGGCACGCCGAGUUGCAGAUGAGAACCACAAGCUUCGACAACUACUUCAACAUGUAGGCUAUGGCGACGAAGUCGUUGAUCAGUACAUUCACACCGGCAAGCUCGCUUCUCCAAGUCAUCGCGGCCUGCAUAUUGCAAACUCGAGCGGCAGCUUGGUUCCUGAGAAAGCGACAGAAACGUUGGAGGGUCUUUUGGUUCCACGGCGGCCACCAUGCCUCGAUAUCCAGAUGCCGAUUCUACCAACAAGUAGAAACACAAGCCCAGACCGAACCUUGUCAUACGGUCCUACGCCAGACUCGCCUGUUGAAGAGUAUGGUUCUCCGUCGGAAUCUGUCCAUCCAAUCCAUGGUUCGGCGGUGGUUUCACCGACAGACUUUGGCUCCCAACAGGUCUACGCUCGCGCCGGCGACAUGAAAAACCGAGAUUACGCAGGCCAUCACCACCGCCCACUUGAGGUCGAGUGGGCAAAUACCCACCAAAAUCAGUCACCCCAUGGUAUUUCAUCAAAUGUUCAGGGAUUCGGGGCGAAUCAGGCGCUCGAUUAUCAUCCGCCAUUCCCGGGCAUCAAUCCUUCAGCAGGCAUGCUACCCCCAACAUGCGCCGGACCGCCAUCUAUGCCGUACACAUCGUACCCGACUUUUCAUCCCCAGCCGCCAGCGUUCGUCGCAGCUGCUACUGGUCAUAUUGGACAUGUCCCCGUCACUGAAGGGGAUCCUGCUAUUGAGGAUCGCAAACCUCAGUAUAGACACCCAGAAGACCAUUCUUGGUCAUCAUCGGACCCCUUUACCAGAUCGCAAUACAAUCCCCGACACAACUGA